AUGAACUUUGCGUUAUACAAACGACGAAAGCUGCGGCAAAAACCCAACAUCUUGACUGUAGAGCAAUCUCAGGAAUUGGGACAUUUGGCGGGGAAUAAGCUAAUGAAAAAUGUUGCCGAUCAAGGGCUUAUUCCAAUCAACUUAUUUCGGCUUCGAAAACGAAAGUUGGAAGCAAUCUACAGCUAUCUGUUCAAUCAUCAAUUGACGCAUGACAAAGAACCUGCCAUUGAAGCAUUACAAACUCAUCAGCUGGCUGAAUAUUUAUUGAAUACAAUCUAUCCCGGCUACCCUGCAUGCAAAGCCAAGAAUUUAGCCUAUACAGAUUAUAGAGAGUGUCGAGAAAAGGAAGUGGGUCAGAUCAGCCCGCUUGCAUAUGAUUAUGUGCCGACAACGGAGGUUUACGAUAGAUUGGAUGAAAUACACAGGGUCGAUGUGAAUUGGCAGGAGGAUUACAAGAGCAUACCGUCUGUUGAUCUGUCGGUUCCCUCGAUCAAAAAGUCGCUGGAGCGAAUACGAAUCGCGCACAACAAUAAGUCUACCGACGGUAUUGAAUAUCAUCUGUGCUUUUGGAACUCUACUCGAACUUUAAUUAAACCUCAAUGCAAAUCACUGCAACUGAACUCUGAAGAGAUAUGGACGGAGCACAAGGAGAGGGUCGUCUCCGAGGGAUUCAUGCACAUUGAUAUAACGGACGAGCUGAAGAAAUGCUUAGCACGGCAACCUAGAAAGACAGUGAAUGGCAAUACACAAUCUCAUGAUAACAGUAUGCCUUCGACUAGACCAUCACCGCAUAUCGCUUCACAUCAUAGUAGCACAAAGACGAAAGCAUCGAAAAUGGCCGUGUCCAUCGCAACCACUACUCCGACGUCAGUAAUGGAUCAAACAAAACCCAUUGAAGAUUCUGCGUCAACUUUAAACGAAUAUCAGCCAAAGCCUGAAAGGAUGAUCAAAUUACAAGUUGAGUUACACGAUAACGAAGAGUUCAACAUUAGUCAUAUUUCAAUAUCUGCAGUUGUGAAAAAGUCCACGAACGAGAUGGUGUGUGAGCUCUAUUUGCAAGCAACAACUGAAUGUAUCAGUCGAUCUAUUCGAAAGAGCACAUUUCCACUGGAUACACAGCAGAUAACCAUUCAUUUGUUGAAGCAAUAUCAUCAAGCAGAAGGGCCGGAAGCUAAAUUGAAAAAUGCAGAAACGAUAUUCAUGACAUGUCAAAGUAACACAACGCUCUCCAUUUCAACUGAAACCUCUAGCGAAGAAGAGUACGAAGAAGGCGAACUGAACGAGACGGUUUCUUUGAUUGAUUUGACUACAGGAAAUCGAAUACAGCAUCCUGUCAAGAGUCUACAUUGUCGGCACCGUACCUGCUUUGAUGCAGCAUCGUUCUUCAAUCAUCAUGCUGACAUUAAACUCUGGCAUUGCCCAAUUUGCCUUGUGCAUAUCAAGAGUUUUGAGGAAUUGCGCAUAGAUUACACCACCAAAGAAGCCUUGAAUCAACAUCCUGGCGAAGAUAAAUUAUUUAUUUUUGGUGAUACUCUCAUAUCGGAAAACGAACUCUUCGGAGAAGCCAGUCUUCUGAUGGAUAAUUUGAAUGAUAGACUCAUCAUUGACAUUGAUGAUGAUGAAGAGGAUGCCCAAGGGCAAGAGCACUCAGAAAAGCAUCGGCUUGGUAAGAGAGCAGUACACACUAAUCAGAAUGGGUCCACCAAAAGCCACUCUACGCAGAAACGAUACAGAACCCUUACUCAUGUCAUGUAA
Mucor velutinosus is the source of this 1755-nucleotide messenger RNA. RefSeq lists its product as uncharacterized. Gene Ontology annotation, molecular function: zinc ion binding. Lineage: Eukaryota; Fungi; Mucoromycota; Mucoromycetes; Mucorales; Mucoraceae. Bases 1 to 1755 code for a protein of 584 amino acids. The record is from RefSeq and is a predicted model, not a curated record. The transcript is spliced from 6 exons.